Molecule: messenger RNA, 405 nt
Organism: Pseudocercospora fijiensis CIRAD86
Lineage: Eukaryota; Fungi; Ascomycota; Dothideomycetes; Mycosphaerellales; Mycosphaerellaceae
Exons: 2
Biological process (GO): tRNA 5'-leader removal
Cellular component (GO): ribonuclease P complex
Molecular function (GO): ribonuclease P RNA binding
Source: RefSeq, a predicted model, not a curated record
AUGGUCCGCAUCAAGCACCGAUACCUACUCAUGCACGUGCUCUACCCUCAAGAUGCGUCGACGGCGAAGCACCAGGAUGAGACUGUGCCAUGGUCUGUCAAGUUCCGAAGAGCGUCGUCAGAUCGCUUCGAAGCAGGCCUCAUUCUUCGCGUUGUUCGCAAUGGCGUCGCUGAGCUAUUCGGCGACUAUGGAGCUGGCAUGGUCUCGGGAAGUCUGAAAAUCAUAUACUGCUCUUCUGCGACCAGCACGGCCAUCGUACGCGUGGCGAAGGCGCAUUACCGGCUGGCAUGGGCGGCGCUGUCUUUCGUCACCAAGCUGCCCCAGCCCAUUGAUCAGCCGUGCGUCAUCCAGGUCGUGCGCGUGUCAGGCACAAUCAAGAAAGCCGAAGAAGAAGCCGUCCGACGU